This is a messenger RNA of Alosa sapidissima (American shad), 6824 nucleotides long. RefSeq names its product guanylate cyclase 1, soluble, alpha 2 (gene gucy1a2). Gene Ontology annotation, molecular function: guanylate cyclase activity; heme binding. The transcript is spliced from 9 exons. Gene Ontology annotation, biological process: cGMP biosynthetic process; response to oxygen levels. Gene Ontology annotation, cellular component: guanylate cyclase complex, soluble. The record is from RefSeq and is a predicted model, not a curated record. NCBI's taxonomy places the organism in Eukaryota, Metazoa, Chordata, Actinopteri, Clupeiformes, Clupeidae. Bases 575 to 2983 code for a protein of 802 amino acids.
GUUUGGCCUUAGCUAAAAUAACUGAUUGGCUGCUAACUGAGAUAGGGAUAAAAAUGAAUAGUGAUGCUGAGGCAGAGCGAACAGCGCAGCGUACGCCUCGUUGGCUGCUCUUGAGUUGUUGAGGGUUGCCUGCGUGCAACUGUUCCAGUCUCUCCCUCCCUACGCGCUGCAGCAGCUGUGAGUCCGCAUCAGCACCACCAUCGCCACAAAUUCUCCCUUCACCCAAAGACAACUGAACUGACAGCCAAAAUGACGAGUGGUAUUUCUUUAGUCAACAGAAGUCUGAGGAGUCGCGGCACAGAAGACUACGCUGUUCUUUAAUAGCACCGUGCAGCGCCAAGGCGGAGAGAACUAGGUCUUCAAACCCCUUUGGGCACUAGACACGGCCCCUGAUGAUCUACAUCUGCCGUUGGAGCUCACAGCUUGAUUUCCCGAGAAUGGGAGCGCAAGCCAGUUUCUCGGCGUUGGAUACGAUAUGAUCGCAUGCCAUCACCCUGCCGUCUGUCACGUCUACCUGUGCGUUCACCUCAUCUCUCGCGCUUGAGAAUCUAAUGAAUUCCAUUCGCCUGCCAGCAUGUCUUCACGGAAGAUUUCAUCGGAAUCGUUCAGCUCCCUGGGCUCUGACUACCUCGAGAGCCCCGACGACGGAGAGUGUCCCUUUUCACGGGUGUUCUGGAACGGGAAAAGCCCGGUGGAAACGCUGUCAUGUCCGUUCGAGGACGCUAGUAUAAAGCGGACUACCAGGCGAAAGCGCGUCAACCUGGAUUCGCUGGGCGAAAGCUUGCGGCGGCUCACAUCACCAACGACUCAAACAAUUCAGCUGGCCCUGCAGAGAACUGUGGAGCACUACAGACAGAGUGAAAGCAGGCGCAAAGAGGAUGGGACGGGGGAGAGGUGGGCAUUUGAGAAAUGCCCCUAUGCGGACAACGCUGGCUCGGGGGAAGAGGCGGACAUCUCAGGAAUUCUACAGUACAUGGCUCCGCUGCUGGGCGUGGGCUUCCCGGAGCUGCGGCAGCGCUUUGGUGAGGAGUUCUUCGGCCUGUGCUUCGAGGAGAACGAGCGGGUUCUGCGGGCUGUCGGAGGGAACCUGCAGGACUUCUUCAACGGCUUUGACGCGCUACUGGAGCACAUCCGCACGUCGUGCGGCCGGCGAGCCUCAGCCGAGGCCCCCUCCUUCCUAUGCAAAGAAGCGCCCCCACAACUGGGUCGGGCCAGAGAGACUGGAAUCGGGGGAGAGGACGAGGAGGAGGAAGGUGGUGGUGGAGGAGGAGGAGGAGGAGGAGGAGGUGGAGGAGGGACGCUGUUAUUGCACUGUUUCAACCCAGCGCCGACUGUAGGUGUGGCCAUGCCGGGGCUGAUCCGUGCCGCCGCCCGACGCAUCUACCACACGGAGGUGACGGUCGAGGAGGCUCCACCCGCCCGGCUCGUCGACACGGACGACAACGAUAACGAGGAGGACUGUGACCCUGAUGACCACGACUUCUCCUCCUCCCCCGCCCCCUCCCCAUCCUCCUCCCCCUCUCCGCCCUCCUCAGUCACCCCCGCCUGCCUCUCCUUUCUGAUCCGCCAGCACCGGCCGCCGCUGCCGGACGUCUCCCCCUCCUCCCCCUCAUCUUCCUCCUCCCCCCACGGUGACCGCCGCCGCUCCUCCUCCCCAGGCUCCUGCUCGGCUUCCUCCAGGCCGCUGCCCCUCAAGCUGUCCUGCUCGCCGCCGGACCUGCGCAUCAGCCUCAGCACCUUCUGCCGGGCCUUCCCCUUCCACCUGGUGUUGGGGCCCCGCAUGGAGGUGCUCCAGCUGGGCGAGGGGCUACGCAAACAGGCCAAGUGCGAGCCCCACCGGACGCCCAACUUCCGCGACCACUUCGAGAUUGUCUCCCCCCGCAUCCCCUGCACCUUCCAGAGCAUCCUGCUGCGGCUGGCCACCCCUUUCACCAUCCGCACACGGCCCGAGGCCGGGGGACUGGAUGGCAGGGAGAAGGUGAUGGAGAUCAAGGGUCAGAUGAUCCACGUGCCAGAGUCGCGCUCGCUCAUGUUCCUGGGCUCGCCGCGCGUGGACAAGCUGGAGGAGCUGAUGGGCCGCGGCCUGCACUUGUCCGACAUCCCCAUCCACGACGCCACGCGCGACGUCAUCCUGGUGGGCGAGCAGGCCAAGGCGCAGGACGGCCUGAAGAAGCGCAUGGACAAGCUGAAGGCCACCCUGGAGCGGACGCACCAGGCGCUGGAGGAGGAGAAGCGGCGGACGGUGGACCUGCUCUACUCCAUCUUCCCGGGCGACGUGGCGCAGCGCCUGUGGCAGGGUCUGCCCGUGCAGGCCAAGAAGUUCGACGACGUCACCAUGCUCUUCUCGGACAUCGUGGGCUUCACGGCCGUGUGCGCCCAGUGCACGCCCAUGCAGGUCAUCAGCAUGCUCAACGAGCUGUACACGCGCUUCGACUACCAGUGCGGCAUACUGGACGUGUACAAGAUUGAGACAAUAGGUGAUGCCUACUGUGUGGCGGGCGGCCUCCAUCGCAAGAGUGACAGCCAUGCUCGGCCGAUCGCGCUCAUGGCUCUGAAGAUGAUGGAGCUGUCGGAGGAGGUGCUCACACCAGACGGCAACCCCAUCAAGCUCCGGAUCGGGAUCCACACGGGCUCAGUCCUGGCGGGGGUGGUGGGGGUGAAGAUGCCCCGGUACUGUCUGUUUGGGAACAACGUGACGCUGGCCAGCAAGUUUGAGUCGGGGAGCCACCCACGCUGCAUCAAUGUCAGCCCCACCACACACCAGCUCCUACGAGAUGAUCGCUUGUUCACCUUCAUCGCUCGCUCUCGGCAGGACCUCCCCGACAACUUUCCCAAAGAGAUCCCAGGCAUCUGCUACUUCCUGGAGGCGGGCAAAUCUCAGAGCCACUCCUCCCUGACCAGCUCACGUUCGGCCCCACCUGCUCCCAUCCGCAGAGUCUCCUACAACAUCGGCACCAUGUUCCUCCGAGAGACUAGCCUAUGAGGAGACGGUGGAUCUGGACUGGGUUGGGGGGAGGGGGGGGGGGGGGGGGGGCGCACCCCCAAGCCCCUCCCGUCCUGCCCAAUGCGGCAUGGACUGGUGUUGCCAGCGGGAGCUUCCUGCUUCCUGCACAAGCAAGGUCCCACCCCCAUAGGUAGCUAUGGCUUACAGAAGCCUGUGAAGGUCAAAAAGAGUGGACUAGAGGGUGGAAAUAAGCAGAAGAAGCAAAGAUAAAUUAUGACUAGAUAGAGACAUAGAGACUUCAUAAAUACAGAAGAAACUUAAAAAAAUAAACACAAAAUGAAAGCCUUUCUACUACUAGGACACAGCCAACAGCAUCCAUACAGACAAUGCUUUUGCACAGGCAAACAGAAACGCACACAUAACUAUAAACACAAGGACAGACAGACCAGUUGGCAUACACGCGCACACACACACACACACACACACACACACACACACACAGAGACACACACACACACACACACCUUAGCUCACAGUGCUCUCAGCAUUGCAGGUACUAGAUUAUUCAUUCGCAGAACUUGGUGCCUUCUUAUAACUGCACAGCGGCAAAGAGCAGGGCAAGAGCCCCUCACACAUCACCCCCUCUGCCUCCCCUCCUACAGAUCCUCUGGCCACUGGAGUGACCUCUGACCCCGCCAUGGAGGUGGAGCUUAAUGUGGGUGAGGUUGGGUGAAUAGAGGUACUACAGAACCAGCUACUGUUACAUUGCUGUCCAUGCAAGUGUGGGUGUUUAAGACGUGUGUGUGUGUGUGUGUGUGUAGGUGUGUGUCAGGGUGUCUGAAAAGCUCUGUGCUUUUACGCUAGAGCCCUGAGUAUGUGUGUGUCCAUGCGCUGUGAAUGCAUAAAUGAUGUCAGUUCCUGUUUUUUCUUUUUUCUCUCUCUUUCUCUCACCUGCCCCACCGCAGUCCUUGACCUGUCAAUCAUCCUUGACAAAGCCAAUAAAGAGACAGCAGUGCACAGUUCAUGCUUUGUAGGUUUAUUGCCUUUCCCAUGUCCAACUGUGUACAAUCUCCCCUGUCAGGAUCAGUCUGUAUUGAAUUUAGAGUAGCCUACAGGCUUGUUGUCGUUACACGUGAAGUCACUGAAGAGGGGCUGAAUCACUCAGACAGUGUUGGGCAUUAUCACAAGGAUGCUUGGAAUUAGAAAGGGUCUGUGAUGGACGUCACAUACAGUCUAUGGGACGUCAGUCCAGGGAAAGUAUAAUCUUUUGGAAGUACUAGGCCUGUUCAAAGAAAUUAUGUUACAUUUACAUUUACAUGAAUUAAAAUUCAGGAACUAGAAACGUACAUUUCCUCUCUCUCUCUUCACAUCCACACACUCAAGUUCUUAAUCCUUUUUUCUCUUUCUCCUGGUCUCACCUGACUCCCAGAGAAAAGAAGUAAGCUCAGGCUUUCCCUACGGAGAUCCCUUUAAAUCCCAGGAGGAAGAGAGUAUAAUCCCACAGAGGGACAUGGGUGAUCUCAGACAGUAAAAGUGAUAUCAAUGUUAAACACACACAUACACACACACACACACACACACACACACACAUACAGUACACAUACAUAAAAUGAUGACAUUGUCCUUGCAUUGAGAUACAUUGCAGGUCUAUGAAAGGUUUGUGUAUACUGACAGAAGAGAACACAGAUUCAUACUCCGAGCCACUGAGAGGGUGUGUCCAAAAUGGUCUGAGAGGGUGUGUCCUGUGCAGACAGUCCAAAUAGCCUCACAACUGUCCUUGACUCCCUUCAGUGCCCCACACAUUUCUAUUCACGCAGCAUUUUCUGCAUUUUCAGGUUUCCCAAACAUUUCAUGUGUAAUAAAGGCUGUUUGAAAGGUUGCACAUGAGCCUCUCAAUGGCCAUUGGCUGGACAGGCUGGCAUGCAGACACACACACACACUGGGCGUAGACCGAAGGUUAGAGAGUAGAGUGCCCAUCCCAGCCUCCCCAAUCAACACCCCAACCUCCCCAAUCCACUCCCCAACCCGACACAGCCUCCCCAAUCCACUCCCCAAGCAUAAUUUGUCAUAUGCACAGGCAGGCAGGCACACAACACAACAUGCAAUAAUCUCCCCGAUCUAAAGAGGGGGAGUUGGGCAGUUAUGCAGUUAUGCAGCCAGGUCAGCCUGUCUUAGUGAUUUAUUAUGUUUUGCAAAUACAUUCCCUAUCAUGUAUCAUGACUAUCCAUCAAUUGGAGGGUCAAUUUAAGGUCAAUCUGAAGUCCUUUCAAGGUAAAUUGUGUUUAUGCACAAACUGCAAAGAGAGGGUAAGGACCGGGUUUAUAUUGGAGACUGCUUUUUCUUCACUUUUGUUAACAUUUCCUACAUACUGUAUCUGUAGCCCCAUUUAAAGAGUAAAAAGUCAUGCAUAUCAGCAAUAUGUGCAGUACCACCUUGUCCUCGGUCUGUUUUAAUAUCCUGAACUGAAUCUGUUUGUGUUGUAAAGAAUUGUUUCUGUUGUCUGCAGUUUUUUUUUGUCUGAUAUUUUUACAGCAAUAAGCAAAAACUGCUGAUGCUUUAUGUAAGCAAGAGAACUGUCCCUCUCUUCUCCCCCCCUCUGGCUUUCUUAUUCUAUUCUCUCUAUAUUGUGAUGUGGCUCGGUUCUGGUUCUAUGACCUUGCGUUGCUGUAGAGACACAUAGAGGGCUGUUAUAGCACAGGUACUGUAGAUUUGUGUUUGCUUACAUCAAUCAUACUCCCCAGGCCAUUGUUCUUUUGUGUUAGCCACACACACACACACACACAUGUGCAGCUCAGACAAUUGUUUUGUGUGCUACACUGUCUUAAAAAAAAUAAAAAAAAUAACUGUGCGUGUGUGUGUGUGCGAUUAUAGCCAUUACCAUCCAUGGGGGGGCUUGGAGCAGACAGUGCCAUCUAAAAAACACUCUUUGGAUCUAUUGCUGAAGAGUGCUGAGACCUGGGCAUAGUUGGUAAAUGUCAGAGGAGCAGCAAACACAUUAAGCUUAAUGUCGCUCAUCUCUGCACAGAAAUCACCUUUUUUCCCAUGCACACAAUUAGAAAGGACACUAUGCUGUAUUUAAUUUUCUUUUCUUUCUGUACCAAUUGCCAAGUAAAUCCAUUAUUAGUUUAACCCUCUUGAGUUUAUAUAGACCAUGUGAGAAAAUUGAUUUGUUAUGCAUCUGUAUAUACUCAAAAGAAUUUGAACAAUAUAUCGACCAUUGCCUCUCGUGUGUAUGUAUGCACAUAUGUAGAUUGUACAGAUAUUAUUUUAAUAACUGUCAAAAUUUUGAAAUAUCUGUAAGUGCCAAUAUUUGAUAUAUUUUCAAUGAAAGAUCAAUGACUACUACUAUUUGGAGAAGGACAUGGCAAAUCCCCUGUAAUCAAUUGUAGAAGUCUGUACCCCAUGAAUUUUGCUUAUUGGUCUUAUCUCAUUUUGUCCUCAUGAAGUGUUUGUAAGUAUGAAUGUUUGUGUGUACAUGUGUCUGUGUGUGUGUGUGUGUUAUGUGUUGAUCUGUCUUGUUUGUCGAAUAGAUCACAAUGGUUGCUCAGCGAAGCAGCAUUUAAGGCUUUGCAUCCAAUUGUUCAUUAAUUGAAGGAGUUCUACACCAAAGAGCUUCACUGUGUAAAUAAAUGUAUAUGCUUACAUAUGUAACAUAUAAAAUUCUUCUCACAUCUGAUAUGUAAAUAUAUAUGUAGAUAUGUUUAAUAUGUCCUACAGUAAAAUGACAAAUCAGACUAUGUUGUUUUUUUUGGAAAUAAUCUGUGAUCCCUAGCUAAUUCAUUUUCCCUCAAGCAACAGUGUGUAUGUGCAUUUCAUUUUCUUCACAGUAAGUAAGCCAUGCAAAAUGACAUGUAAAUAAAUGCCACCAGAUACUAUUUAA